UUGCCUACUAAGGUUUCGGAGGAUUAAUAAUUUAGGCCGUACUUUGAAACAGAAAACCCCCAGUUGGUCUUUCCUGCCGUCCGGGAAGGGUUCGGAUGCAGCAGGCCCGCUGUGAUGUGUGUCACUGAAGAUUCGUAGAGACCGGCCGCCUCCCCCGCCUCGGCCGCCGCCGUCCCUCCUUCCCGAUGCCGGUCCCCAGCCGGCAGGUCCCCAUCGGCCGAUCCCAGAGCUGGGAUGCUGCCGGGUGGUACGAAGGCCCCUGGGAGGUGGCCGAGGCCCCGGCGAGGAGCAGCUCCGUGGCGGACGGCGGCACAGCGGGACCGUGGUACGAGCCCCAGGGCGCAGGCGAGCCCUUCCUCUACCGGGAGGCCUUCUUCAACUCUGUGGCUGGCAGCAAGAGCCCCGUCGCCGACUUCGCCUUUUACGACAGCAGACAGGCGCUGAUGUCUGGCCGGGGCGCCCUGCUGCCGCGGGAUUACUACGGCGACGCGGCCGCCCGGGUGCCCAAGGAGGCUCGCCACCCGCGGGACCCGGGACCCAGCCGGUCGCUGCCUGGUUACGGCGUGACGGGCGGCAGGCUGACGUGGGAUCAGGUGCAAGGCCGGGUCCCCGCCCUGCAGGAUGCCGGGCACCUGUACCGGGACCCCGCGGGUAAAGGGGUGGCUCAGGGGCAGCGGACGCAGAGCCGGGCCCCGUCGCCCGCGCACUGUGCGGGGGAGCUGCUCGAUGGCAGGUUCUCGGCCCAGGCCCCCGCCUACCCCGCCAACCAGAUCUACAACGACGUCGCCGAGAGGCCUGUGGAUUCUGUCCUCUCCAGGCAGGCGGCCCCCACCUGCCUGGUCGUGGACCCCAGCACGGCCGCGGCGCCAGACGGCGGCCCGGGGGUGGCCCCGGGAGCCCUGAGCCGAGGCUACGGGCCUGCCCGGGAAAGCGUCUCCGGGCUGGUUUACAGGAACUGCGAGGCGGUCCUGCCAACCUUCCAGGGCCCCGGCGGCAGGAGGAGCGCGCUCCCUGAGUUCCUGGCCCUCCUGCGGGCCGAGGGGGUGGCGGAGGCCACCCUGGUGGCCCUGCUGCAGCAGGGCUUUGACUCUCCGGCCGUCCUGGCCACGAUGGAGGACGCGGACAUCAAGUGCGUCGCGCCCAACCUGGGCCAGGCCCGCGUGCUGAGCCGCCUGGCCGCCGGCUGCAGGACCGAAAUGCACCUGCGGAGGCAGGGCCGGGUGGGCCCCCUCCCCCGGGUGCACUCCAGCAGCUUCAGCCACCGAAGCGAGCUCCACGGGGACUUGUCUUCUCUGGGCGCCGCGGCCUCGCAGCCCCAGCCCGUGGGUCCCCUGCAGGCGGCAUCCCCCCGAGCAGGAGACCCGGCCCGCCGCCCCUCCAGCGCGCCAUCAUCCCAGCACCUCCUAGAGACGGCGGCCACCUACUCUGCCCCCGGGGUGGGCGCCCAAGCGCCCCCCUUCCCCUCCAACUCUGGGUACGGCUCACCCACCCCCUGUGCCCUGACAGCGCGGCCGGGCCCCACGUGCCCCCCACAGGCCGGGGUGGCCUUAACUUACCCGGGCCCGGCCCCUCCCCUUCACCCAGGCCCCAGAACGGCCUACUCCACGGCAUACACGGUGCCCAUGGAGCUGCUCAAGAGGGAACGCGCUGGGGCCGCGUCUCCCCUGCCCAGCCCCCAUGGCAGCCCCCAGCUCUUGCGGAAGCCCGGUGUCCCCGCGGAACCGUCCACCCUGCCGCCAGCCGGCCAGAGCCUCCACACGCCUCACUCGCCCUACCAGAAGGUGGCCCGGCGGACGGGCGCCCCCAUCAUCGUCUCCACCAUGCUGGCUCCGGAACCAAGCAUCCGCCCCCAGAUCAUGAACGGCCCCCUGCACCCCCGCCCCCUGGUGGCGCUGCUCGAUGGGAGAGACUGCACCGUGGAGAUGCCCAUCCUGAAGGACCUGGCCACCGUGGCCUUCUGUGACGCACAGUCCACUCAGGAGAUCCACGAGAAGGUGUUAAACGAAGCUGUUGGUGCCAUGAUGUACCACACCAUCACCCUCACCAGGGAGGACCUGGAGAAGUUCAAGGCCCUGAGGGUGAUCGUGCGGAUAGGCAGCGGCUACGACAACGUUGACAUCAAGGCUGCCGGUGAGCUCGGGAUCGCCGUGUGCAACAUCCCAUCGGCGGCGGUGGAAGAGACGGCCGACUCCGCCAUAUGUCACAUCCUCAACCUGUACCGGAGGAACACGUGGCUGUACCAGGCGCUGCGGGAAGGCACGCGGGUCCAGAGCGUCGAGCAGAUCCGGGAGGUCGCCUCGGGAGCAGCCCGCAUCCGCGGGGAGACGCUGGGCCUCAUCGGCUUCGGUCGCACGGGGCAGGCGGUUGCUGUUCGAGCCAAGGCCUUCGGAUUCAGCGUCCUAUUUUAUGACCCCUACUUGCAGGAUGGGAUAGAGCGGUCCCUGGGCGUACAGAGGGUCUACACCCUGCAGGACUUACUGUACCAGAGCGACUGUGUCUCCUUGCACUGUAAUCUCAACGAACAUAACCACCACCUCAUCAAUGACUUUACUAUAAAGCAGAUGAGGCAAGGAGCUUUCCUGGUGAACACGGCCCGCGGCGGGCUGGUGGACGAGAAGGCCUUAGCGCAAGCCCUCAAGGAAGGCAGGAUACGAGGGGCAGCCCUCGACGUGCACGAAUCGGAGCCUUUCAGCUUUGCUCAGGGUCCCUUGAAAGAUGCACCGAAUCUCAUUUGUACGCCCCACACAGCUUGGUAUAGUGAGCAAGCCUCACUAGAGAUGCGGGAGGCAGCCGCCACCGAGAUCCGCCGGGCCAUCACAGGUCGCAUCCCCGAAAGCUUAAGAAACUGUGUGAACAAGGAAUUCUUUGUCACAACAGCUCCCUGGUCAGUAAUAGAUCAGCAAGCCAUUCAUCCGGAGCUCAACGGCGCCACAUACAGUCCUUCGUCCCGAUGCCCAAUUUCUAUGGAGCAAACACAACUCUCGGAUGCAGCCUCGAGUCCGGGCUCCUAUUUAUAAAGGGAGCAGGAGUGGGUCUGAUCACUGCAAGAACCCCCACUGCAUUCCAGGCCACUGCAAAACCAGAGGGCUUCUAGGUGAAAAGGUACUGGAAAGAUUUUCAAGUGAAAGGGCAUGUUGGUGACUCUUUCUGGUUUGAAUCCUCUGGCCCAGAGCCUGGUGCUUUCGACUGGGGAGAGUGCCCGCAACACACGGGUUCUCAGUGACGAGAAAGCUUGGCCCGGGGCGUGUGUGAUGGAGGCAGUGCAGGGGCAUCUGCUCCGGGGACACGAGCCACGGCCCCUUAGAAGGGAGCAGAAUUUCACUGGUGGUCAUUUCCCCUGGCUCUCUUUUCCCCGCCGUGCUGGGCUCACAGAAUCACUGUUCCUGCUUCAUAAAGGAGCCGCAGCCUUGAGCACUCCAGAAGGAAGUCUUUGUCUUGCUUACUGGAACGCACAGUUGCCCCAUCCCUGGCAAUAUCCACAUACCAGGCCAGAUCAUUCUCUCCUGGGAACCUGUCCCGUGCAUCGUGGGGUGUGCAGCAGAGGCCCUGCCCUCCACCAGUGCCUCGCACUUCCAACCGGAAUAACCGGAAAUGGCUCUAGCUGUUGCCUAACAUCCCCUGUUGCAAACCACCGCUCUAACCACCGGGGCCAGGGACACACAAACACAGCUCGUGUAGUGGGACCCACACAUGCAGGCCCGGACUCGGGGGAAGUUACGCUGCUUUCUUCACGGUCUCCUGGCUUCCCCAUCAGUGCCGGACCCUGGUUCCCGCUCCGCACGGUUGUCCUUUAGAGGCCACAGCGUUAAUUCUUACUUUUGACAGACCAAGACCCCAUGGCCCCUCGGAAUACUUCUGCUUGAGGGGCUGUCGCUCACAGGAUCCUAUUCACCCGAGUCCGGGAUUUUUGAGCGCUGAACAGUUGUGACAGGCUACAGGAGGGGAGCCAGGAGUAAAGGGCUUGAUACCUUUGAGGAGGAGGAGUCUUGGAAUUCUAAAGCACCUGCCCCCUAAGUAUGUUUCAUCCUAGGGAUGUUUAAAUACACUGACUCACAUUUGCCUAAGAACCGUAUGUUCUGUAGGCGGCUUAAUGCCACGUGUCCCUGCACACACAGCGACCUGUGUGCCCGCGACAUCAGAUGGCCCCAUCACCAGCUCCCCUCUCCCCCUGCCGCUGUGUCCAGUCCACAACAGCACGGAGCUAGCUCGCCUAGGAGGCCACACUUAACUAUCAAAGAGGACUUCAUACGGCCUGUUGGGAAGUCAUUAAAAGCAUCGAUAUGUCUUUUUUGUGCAGAGUAUUUCCCGAAUGUAGUACGGGCUGGUCCUGUUGUGUGACAGGAAACUUCCAGAUUGAACUAAACAGACUUUAUUUGCGAAUUAAACGUCCGCGCUUUAGAUUUUUCACAUAGAGGUCUCCUUGCGUUGGGGGUGAGGGGUGACAACUCCUAAAACACCAACCCGAAGCAGGCAGAGCCAAGAGCUUGGCCCCUUCCAGCCCGGGACUCACUGGCCCUUUCUG
Neofelis nebulosa (Clouded leopard) is the source of this 4522-nucleotide messenger RNA. It is a transcript of the gene CTBP2, whose product is annotated as C-terminal binding protein 2. The transcript is spliced from 9 exons. The coding region runs from base 186 to 3017 and encodes 943 amino acids. The record is from RefSeq and is a predicted model, not a curated record. Gene Ontology annotation, molecular function: transcription corepressor activity; oxidoreductase activity, acting on the CH-OH group of donors, NAD or NADP as acceptor; NAD binding. NCBI's taxonomy places the organism in Eukaryota, Metazoa, Chordata, Mammalia, Carnivora, Felidae.